GUUAAGCAAAACCCACAUAUGGAGACUAUAUGCCAAGAGGUCAUCUUCCCUCUAAUGUGCUACAGAGAUGAGGAUGAGAGACUGUGGCAGGAAGACCCCUAUGAGUACAUUCGAAUGAAGUUCAACAUCUAUGACGACCAUUCUCUUCCAGCAACCGCUGCACAGAGUCUCCUGUGUAAAGCUGCUCGCAAGAGAAAAGAGAUUCUCCCUCAGAUGAUGGCGUUCUGCCACAAAAUCCUGGCAGACCCCUCUACUGACCCCCGGAGUAAGGAUGGAGCACUGCACUGCAUUGGAGCUCUUGCUGAGCUCUUACUAAAGAAGAGAAUAUACAGGGAGCAGAUGGAGUCAAUGCUACAAAACUAUGUGUUUCCACUGCUCAAUUCUCCAAUGGGUUACCUUCGAGCCAGGUCAUGUUGGGUGCUGCAUUGCUUCAGUCCGCUGUGUUUCCAUAACGAGCUGGUACUUAGGAACGCAGUGGAGCUGGUCAGACAAAACCUGAUAGACGACAAAGAGAUGCCUGUUAAGGUGGAAGCAGCCAUUGCUUUGCAGACACUUGUGAGCAACCAGGAGCAAGCCAAAAUGUACAUCAGGCCAUGCAUUCGCCAGGUGAUGCAAGAGCUUCUACAUGUGGUCAGAGAGACGGAGAAUGAUGACCUUACCAACGUCAUUCAGAAGAUGAUUUGUGAAUACAACCAGGAAAUGGCUGCUAUAGCAGUGGACAUGACACAAAACUUGGCGGAGAUCUUUACCAGAGUUCUGCAGAGUGAAGAGUAUGAGGAGAAUGAGGACAAGACUGUGAUGGCUCUGGGCAUCCUUAGCACAAUAGACACCAUCCUUACUGUCAUGGAGGACCACAAAGAGAUCACUCAGCAGCUGGAAGGGAUCUGUUUGCAGGUGAUUGGCCUGGUGCUGCAGAAGCCCAUCAUAGGUAUGGCAGAGUUCUAUGAGGAAAUCCUGUCUCUGGCCUUUGGCCUCACCUGUCAGACCAUCUCCCCUCAGAUGUGGCAACUGCUUGGGGUCCUGUACGAGGUGUUCCAGCACGAUUGCUUCGACUACUUCACAGAUAUGAUGCCUCUUUUGCACAACUAUGUUACUGUGGACACAGAUAUGCUUCUGUCCAACCCAAAGCACUUAGAGGUCAUCUACAGUAUGUGCAAGAAGGUACUAACUCUGGAUGCUGGUGAUGAUGCAGAGUGUCAUGCUGCUAAACUUUUAGAGGUGAUCAUUCUACAGUGCAGAGGCAGAGGCAUUGAGCAGUGUAUCCCUCUGUUUGUGGAGGCAGUGCUGGAACGUUUGAUGCGGGGGGUGAAGUCCAGCGAGCUGAGGACAAUGUGUCUGCAGGUGGUCAUUGCUGCUCUGUACUACAACCCAGCUCUGCUCAUUCAGACUCUGGACAACAUGCACUUUCCUCACAGCCCACAGCCCAUUACAGCCCACUUCAUCAACCAGUGGAUAAAUGACACUGAAUUCUUCCUGGGAUUCCAUGACCGUAAGAUGUGCAUCAUCGGUUUGACCAUGUUGAUGGAGCUCCCCAGCCGACCGGCAGCGCUGGAAAGAGUAGCUGGUCAGAUCAUCCCUUCCAUCCUGCUCCUUUUCCUGGGUCUCAAACACAUGUAUGCAUCCCGUCUCAUCAACAAACCAGACCUGCUUGCCCAUGCAGGGGCUCAUGAUGAAGAUCAAAAUGAAGAAAUCCCCAGUGAUGAAGAUGAGGUGAAUGAAAGCCAAAAUACCAUAUAUCAUCAGUCCAGCAUGGCAGCAGGCCAGGGAGGUGACAACAACGAUAAUGAUGAUGAGGAUGACUACUGGGAUGAAGAUGCUUUUGAGGGAACACCCCUUGAGGAGUACAGCACUCCACUGGACUAUGACAAUGGAGAGGACGAGUACCAGGUCUUUACCUCCGCCCUGCUAAGAAUUCAGAACAGCAAUGCUGCCUGGUACCAGUGUUUGAUGGCUCCACUCAGUGAUGAUCAGAAAAAACAACUCCAGGAAAUCUACAGCAUCUCACAGCAGAGAAGGAGCACCGCUGCCAAGGGCCACUGAGCGCCGAGGAGAUAUAUGUCCUGCUGUAUCAAAGGACUGGGUCAAAAUAAUAAAUGAAAAAAAAAAAAAAAACAGAAGAGUAAAGAGAAGCUGACCUGACUUGAACUUUGAUUUCUGUUCAGUCUGCUGUUUAAGAACAGAUCAAGCCAUAUCAGGUGAGCGGGAUUCAAACAAAACCAGAUUGGAUGAGGCUGGACUUGGGAGAGUUAAGGACCAGAUGCACUGCUGUAAUCUUCCUAACACCACACAGGAUUGCUGUUCUAACUGUAUAUGUGUGUGAGGACAUUUAUAAAUCUAACUGUUUGUGACCAGCAGAAUCCCUGUAGAUAUUUUGUAUGUGUAGUCUCUUCGGUCCAUGGUGAAAGAUCAGUCCUUCUGUCUGAGAAACUCUACAGCAUGAAGACAUCUCACAAUGUGUCUUUACACUGUGAGCUUGUCUUUGUCUCUGUUCCUGAACACGCAUCAUCUCAUGAAGUAAAACGCCAUUUCCAGCAGGACACUGUGUGUACUGUAUCCAGGACAAAUGUUCACACACCUUUAGCUGGGAUCUUCAUUUUUAAAUGUUUGGAGACAAAUAUUUCAGGAGGCAUCUUUCUCUUGGUUUUGUUUUUGAAUAUUCUUCAGUGCUAAUUUGGCUAAUCUGAGAAAAUCCUAAACAUUCUCGUAACACUCUGCUGACUUGGUUUGGUUGUGUUUGUACUCCUGCAACUAUAUUUUGUUCAACAUUAAAAUUAAUUCAUCAGUCCUAAAUGUACAAAAUGUGUGUGUCAAAUAGGAAGAAACAACAACUGUUCAAACAUUUCUUGGCAGUCCUGGGAAAUAUGGAAUAAAAUAAAUUAAUCUUU
Messenger RNA from Poecilia latipinna (sailfin molly), 2885 nucleotides. Its product is annotated as importin-8-like. The record is from RefSeq and is a predicted model, not a curated record. The coding region runs from base 19 to 2040 and encodes 673 amino acids. NCBI's taxonomy places the organism in Eukaryota, Metazoa, Chordata, Actinopteri, Cyprinodontiformes, Poeciliidae. Gene Ontology annotation, cellular component: cytosol; nuclear envelope. Gene Ontology annotation, biological process: protein import into nucleus. The transcript is spliced from 17 exons.